AUGUCGGAAAGGCGGGAGAUCCCCGGUUUGGAUUCGGGGGAAACUAGCACCUCUAGUAGAGGAAACGGGCCCUUUUCUACUGGGCCGGAUGAACGCGCUGGUACAUCCCGCGGAGAGACUAUGGAUUUUGCAUUCCGGACAAACUACAGAAGCCCUUUGACUCCCACUGGCCAAGAGAUCCGUGGACUGCAGAAGAGCACGACUAGCUCCUUUGCCCAUCUGGCCCAGGGGAUAGGGUCGCCGGGGGUGUUGGGGAGUGAGCCUAGGAAGGAUAAAAGGAAGAGGGAAAAGAAGGGGAAAGGGAAAGGCUCUCGUUCUAGCGAUCAGAGAGUUCAGCUUGCCGGGGGGGGGAGCCCGGGAUUCACUGGAAGUGCAACCGCACCACGUGUUGAAAAUUCCAGAGUUCAACUUUCCACGAUUCCACUCUUCAGUAGUUCAGCCGCGCCUGGGGAACUCCGCCAGGAGAGUUAUGAUAACUACUGGUAUGGCAAUAUACCUGUGUCAAACCUAGCUAGUAGAGCUCCGACUUGGGCUCGGGGUGAUAACCACCGCUCGUGCUCUGGGGACCCGGAAUAUCCUCAAGAAGGGGGCAGUUUAGACUGGAGGCAGAGCGGUACUACAUAUUCAAGUGUGCCCUGGGGUUAUCGCUCAGAGGGGAGCUCGAGCUGGGGUCAUGGGAUUCAUCGGCUUCAAUUACCUAGCCAACAGCAACCCUUCCCGGACCCUCAGCCGGCGUUUUUCAAUCCUCCUUCUCCCUGGCAGCAACAACCUUGGCAGCAACAACAACCACGAGGGCACCGCAGUAAUCGGAGCCAACGUUCCAGAUCGUCAUGGGAUCAUCGGCCGCCUCAUGGCCGUGGUUCGAGGCUUCCUGGUAAUAGUGCCCCGCUCCCGGCACCGGUUCCCACCCAAGAUUAUCUUGCCAAGAGUCUACUAGAGCCGCAAACUCUCCCAAGAGCACCAAAGCAACUAUUGGUACUCGAUUUGAAUGGCACGCUCGUGCAUAGGAGGAGGGGUAACACUGCCAGCCUGGUCUGCCGUCCUGAAUUGGACAGCUUCCUGGACUAUAUUUUUACGCACUUUUCAGUGAUGGUCUGGACAUCAGCUCAGCCUGAGAAUGCUCAGCGGAUGGUCAACACAAUAUUCACCAAAGAGCAGGAGAAGAAACUCCUGACAGUCUGGGCGAGGGACACGCUCCAGUUGACGCCUAACCAAUACCGCGAGAAGACGACGGUAUACAAAAGGCUCACUCGGAUCUGGGCUGGCGAGUUCAAGUUAUGCUUUCCAAGCCCCGAUCAGUCCGGCCCCGGAUGGGACCAGACAAAUACUAUCUUGAUUGAUGAUAGUAGUGUGAAGGCGGCGGGCCAGCCUUACAACCUUAUACGGGUUCCAGAGUUUGUAGGAGACACGGAUGAAGAGGAAAGCCCAGUUCUAUCUGAUUGCAUAAAAUACCUCAAUGAAUUGAGGUUUCAGGAUAACGUGUCGGCCUGUAUUCGGCAGUCACCAUUCUACGGCAGGUACUAA
This is a messenger RNA of Tuber melanosporum (Perigord truffle), 1524 nucleotides long. RefSeq lists its product as uncharacterized. Gene Ontology annotation, molecular function: phosphoprotein phosphatase activity. NCBI's taxonomy places the organism in Eukaryota, Fungi, Ascomycota, Pezizomycetes, Pezizales, Tuberaceae. The coding region runs from base 1 to 1524 and encodes 507 amino acids. The record is from RefSeq and is a predicted model, not a curated record. The transcript has a single exon.